Auanema sp. JU1783 is the source of this 1275-nucleotide messenger RNA. NCBI's taxonomy places the organism in Eukaryota, Metazoa, Nematoda, Chromadorea, Rhabditida, Rhabditidae. The record is from the annotation of a GenBank genome assembly.
AUGGGUUGGAUCAAGUCUUCUUUGGUUAUAACAUUCGUUGCCGUCUUAUCUUUCUACAUCAACAGCUUGUUGCAUACUGACCAUCCUAUCUAUAUAAGCGGAACGAGUACUAAAAAGUUUGAGAAAGUAGAACAAGUUUUUAGAGCAAAUUUCUUGAAUAAUUGGGAACCUGAAGGAUCUGCAUUGACCGUCUACUACAAAGGAGAAAAAGUGGUCGAUGUGUGGGGUGGAUAUGCCGAUCGUUCAGCAGCUCGGCCAUGGAAGAAGGACACUAUGACUGUAGUUUUUUCAACAUCGAAGGCAGUCUCCGCUUUAUGUAUCGCAAUGCUAGUCGAUCGUGGUCUGCUGAAAUAUGAAGAUCCUAUAAUGAAGUACUGGCCUGAUUUUGGAAAAAAUGGCAAAGAGAACAUCACUGUUCAAAUGGCCAUGAGUCAUAUGGGUGGUUUGCCGUAUUUUGAUGAAGAAAUUACUGAAGCAGCUGCUAGUGAUCAUAACCUAAUGAGAGAAAUAAUAGAAAACGAGAGGCCCAAAUGGCCCCCUGGAACAAUGACGGGUUAUCACCCGUACACUUAUGGGUGGAUUGUCGAUCAAAUUAUUAGACAUGUGGAUCCUAAAAAGAGAGGAAUAGGACAGUUUCUCAGGGAAGAAAUCACAGGACCAAAUGGCAUUGACUUCUACUUCGGAUUGCUGGAGAAAGAGGCACACCGAGUAGCUCGUAUAACAGUUGCUUCUAACUGGCAAAGACUAUCAGAGAUCAUCCAUAGCUACAAAGCUCUCGUUUACUUCUCUAAUCUGUUUAAGUUGUAUGAUAACAACACCUUCCUGUACAAAGCAGCCACAAACCCAUCGUGGUUAGAAUCCGUCCAUAGAUGUACCUUCAAUAAUCCCGAUUAUUACAAACUUGAGCAAGGUGCAGCUCUAGGAAUUGGUACUGCCAGAGGUUUAGCGGAGAUUUUCAAUUUGGUAGUAUCUAAGAAUUUACUCAGCGAAAACACUUUGGAAAAAUUGCAACAUUAUCAUAUCAACGAAACGGAUGUAGUAUUCGGGGACGAUACAGCUAAAGGACACGGAUUCUUCUAUCUUCCUGUGCACAGAGCAGGGGUUCCAUUCGUUGUUGGACACACAGGACAUGGAUGUCAACAAGUGAUAUAUGAUAAGGAAAAUAGUUUAGUUAUAGCUUAUGUGAGCAACGGGUUGAAAUUAGGCUUAUAUGAUCUUUGUCGAACGUAUUAUGCUAUCCAAAAUGCCGUUUAUGAUGUCAUUGAGGGUAAAUAA